GUUGGAAGCAGCAAAAACGCAAAAUGUACUAGUUUCUCUUUCUCACUACGUACGUCUGAAUACUAAAAACUCCAUCAGUAAUAAUUGCGAGUUAAAUUGAAUGAGUAGUGUUUAUUCGGUGAAGUUUAAUAGUCCGACCUAGACAUAUUAUGAACUUUGCCGUUUAUCAUUGAGUGCUGUAUUUCGGUGACAUUAGUUUUAGUGAAAGUUAUUUUCAGGAGAAACCUCACCUGGAUUAAGAUCUGGUGCAAAAUUGUAGAUAAUCUAUAGAUAAGGAAAAACGCAGGAACUAAGCGACAAUAUGAGUGAUCAACAAUCACGAGACCAGCCACGUGGAGUGGAAGCAUUGAAACAACACAUCAUCCUUAACAAGAUCGACACCGCGCUGUGGGCAUCCCGAGUGCUGACCAUAAUCUUCACACUCGGAUACGUCAUUCCAAUCUUCGGAAAUCCUACUAAUGCAUACUACAAAGCAUUAAUGGCCAACGCCGCCACAAGUGCCCUUCGUCUGCAUCAACGUAUGCCAGCUUUUCAGUUUUCCCGGGCCUAUCUACAACAACUGCUGCUGGAAGACUCCUGUCACUACCUGUUGUACUCACUCAUAUUCCUUUACGCUUAUCCGGUGCUGUUAAUUAUUUUCCCAGUGACCCUGUUCGCCGUUCUACACUCAGCUAGCUAUUCGUUGACGCUGCUUGACACGCUUGGUCAAAACUCCUGGUGGGGAGCUAGGCUUCUUAUUUCCCUGGUUGAAUUCCAAACCAGAAACAUCCUUAGGUUGGCCGCUUUCGCGGAAAUUUUCAUCAUGCCACUGGCAAUCGUAUUAGUAUUUGUAGGAAAAGCUGGUAUUAUGACCCCACUAGUGUACUAUCAAUUUCUGGUACUACGAUACUCAUCCCGUCGCAAUCCUUACACCAGAAACGUUUUCUACGAGUUGCGUCUCGUAACGGAAAACUUUGCUAAUGGUGCUCGCACACCGCCGGUAAUUCGUAAGGUGCUUCAUAGUAGCAUUGGUAUCGUCAGUCGAUUAGCUCCACCGAUGCAGCAGCAGCAGCAACAACAACAGCAGUAACGAGAGGCCGCUAAAACGUAAAUUCUACUAGCACGAAAAUCAUCAUUUCUAAUUCAUGUGAAUGGUCACCAGCACCACUAAAUCUUCAUGUGGGUAAGGUCACUAAAAGGAUGCACCCGACCAUUGGGUAGGCAGCAAAGUUUAGUUAUUCGGUAAAAUGCCUUUCUUUAGAAGCAUACAUCAAUCAUUUAUAGGAUAUGGGACGUAACUUGUAAGUUAUCCUAUUAACACUUUUUUUAAUGAUAACACAAAUAAAAACAAUCAAUGCCUAAAGACAGCGAAGUGACGUCAACCAUCCAAUCCGAAGCAUCAUUCCGCAUUUGGUUCUUAAGUGAAAAUAUUCGACGAUCAUGUAAAGAAGAGAGCAUUUCGAAUUUGUUAAGCGAAGUUGAGUGUUGUAUUGAUGUUGCGUUUCAAUUUGUUUGUUGAAUAUAAAAAAAACACAUCCAUUUCAAUUCUUGCAAAGGAAAGUUAGUAUAUAACAACAACGACAAAGAUGCACAGGUAUGGAUGGGUAAUAAAUGUUUCUACUUAAGUUAAAAAA
Malaya genurostris is the source of this 1613-nucleotide messenger RNA. It is a transcript of the gene Kr-h2, whose product is annotated as Krueppel homolog 2. Gene Ontology annotation, cellular component: endoplasmic reticulum; membrane. The transcript is spliced from 5 exons. The coding region runs from base 302 to 1069 and encodes 255 amino acids. Gene Ontology annotation, biological process: endoplasmic reticulum tubular network organization; membrane organization. Lineage: Eukaryota; Metazoa; Arthropoda; Insecta; Diptera; Culicidae. The record is from RefSeq and is a predicted model, not a curated record.